UGUCACUGACAGGGGACACGCCCCCACUUUGUCAGCAUGAGACAAAAAUGAAGAUUUUAAGGGUCUGGAACUUGGCACACAGGAGGGAGGGAGUUCCCGUCACUGGGAGGCAGCAAGCAAGUGGUAGCUAUGGUGGGGUUCUGGCUUAGGACCCUGAGGACUGCCCCCCCCCACCCCCCCAGGCCCCUGCCAGGCUGCCUGCCCGCUCUGGCCAGCUCCCAUGUGAAGAGGUUCUCAGCCUCGAAGAGGAAGCAGCAUUUUAUCAAUCAGGCUGUGCGCAACUCAGACCUUGUUCCCAAGGCCAAGGGCCGGAAGAGCCUCCAGCGCUUGGAGAACACCCAGUACCUCUUGACGCUGCUGGAGUCUGACGGGGGUACCCCUGGCCUAGAGGAGGGGGACCUGGUACCCCCUGCAGCCCCCGGAAUCUUCGCUGAGGCCUGCAACAAUGAGACCUAUGUCAAGGUCUGGAACGACUUCAUGAACCGCUCCGGGGAGGAGCAGGAGCGGGUGCUGCACUACCUGGAGGAAGAGGCUAGGAGCAAGGCGCAGCAGAGGAAGAGGGGGCCCUGCCGUGGGGAGGAGCGGCGAGAGGACCCAACCGACCGCCCACGGGAGUGCUUCCAGCGCAUCAGCAGGCGCUUGCGCGCCAUCCUCAAGCGGAGCCGCAUCCCCAUGGAGACGCUGGAGACCUGGGAGGAACGUCUACUGAGUUUCUUCUCAGUGUCCCCCCAGGCGGUCUAUACGGCCAUGCUGGACAGCAGCUUCGAGCGGCUCCUGCUGCACGCGGUCUGCCAGUACAUGGACCUCAUCUCAGCCAGUGCGGACCUGGAGGGCAAGCGACAGAUGAAAGUCAGCAACCGACACCUGGACUUUCUGCCGCCUGGACUGCUCCUGUCGGCCUACUUGGAGCAGCGCAGCUGAUGGCGGCCCCCCACUCCCACCCCUCCGGGCCCAGCCCGCCCCCUGCUGAAAUGAUUCUGCCCUUGUUUUAGAAUUCAUCCCGGAAUCCCGCCCUCCUCACCCUGCCCGACCCCCACCAGCUCUCUUCCAUAAGGGCUAGUGGCUGGACCUAGCCCCCCAGCGCACCCCCUUCCCAGUGGCCCUGGAGCUGCCUGCUCCGACACUCGGAUUUGGGGGGAGACCUGGCCUGGACACCUCCGAGUUACUUCUCUGCUUGGCUUCUUCCCGAAGUCCGGGCGAGGAGGGAGAUGCUGGGUUUUUAAAAAUCCCUUUUAAGGAUUUUGACGUGAUUUGUUGUAGAUUUUAAAUUUCCCGUCUCGGCGGGAGGGCUGAAACUCUGCCCACCCCCAACCCCCAGAAACCUGGAGGGGCUCCAUCCAGCCCCCACCCAGCUUUGUUGGGGUUGAGGGCUAUGGGGCCCCACACCUUGCUGCCCCAGGAGCAUGUCUCAUGUUUGUGCGCGUGCGUGUGCGUGUGCGCAUGUGCCCCGAAACCCAGGCCUGGAGCUGCGCAGUAAGGGCUGGUCCACCCUCUUUUUGGAGCGCGCCUGCCUGGUGCCUUCUGGUAGAUGUGGUUUGCUCGUGUGGCGUGGGGGCAUCUUUAGUGCCCCACCCUCACACCCCUGCCCCCACCUCCUUCCCCCUCCCUUACUGGGGCCCCGGACUUCCAGCCAGAAGCUCCGCCCCCAGAAAACCCUGUCCCUGUCCACAUCCCCUCUGCCUCCCAGCCUGGCGCGGCCUGAGGUCUUUGCCCUGAGCUGAAAGAGCAGGGCUGGGGACCACCCUCCCACCCCCCACCCCCCGCGCGCGUGCGUA
Echinops telfairi (small Madagascar hedgehog) is the source of this 1775-nucleotide messenger RNA. It is a transcript of the gene R3HDM4, whose product is annotated as R3H domain containing 4. Gene Ontology annotation, molecular function: nucleic acid binding. Lineage: Eukaryota; Metazoa; Chordata; Mammalia; Afrosoricida; Tenrecidae. The coding region runs from base 130 to 921 and encodes 263 amino acids. The record is from RefSeq and is a predicted model, not a curated record. The transcript has 7 exons.